Molecule: messenger RNA, 279 nt
Organism: Acaulospora morrowiae
Lineage: Eukaryota; Fungi; Glomeromycota; Glomeromycetes; Diversisporales; Acaulosporaceae
Source: the annotation of a GenBank genome assembly
AUGAAUGAGCAAUAUAAUGACCAAGAAAGUGAUAUCGGAACACUCAUAGACAAAGAAGACGUAUGGAUGAACUCGAACCAAAUAAAUGAAGCGAUUACUGGUGCAAAAAGGAUUGAAGCCAGAAAAUACUAUAGAAUGACAACAAAAAAGGAAACAAAAACCACUUUUCUAGAAGGAACUAUCACAGAAUUAAUUAAACAGAUGCAAGAGCUGGCAGCUAAUUAUACUAAGCUUAUCACAAUGAUGACAUUCCAAGCUGGACCUAGAAUGAGAAACAGA